Salvelinus fontinalis (brook trout) is the source of this 6138-nucleotide messenger RNA. RefSeq names its product brain and acute leukemia cytoplasmic protein. The coding region runs from base 217 to 651 and encodes 144 amino acids. Gene Ontology annotation, cellular component: cytoplasm. The transcript has 3 exons. NCBI's taxonomy places the organism in Eukaryota, Metazoa, Chordata, Actinopteri, Salmoniformes, Salmonidae. The record is from RefSeq and is a predicted model, not a curated record.
UAGGCUGGGAUAGCACUAACCAUUCUGUGAGCUAUGCGGUGCUGCAAAGCGCACGGUGCGUAGAUCAGCAAAGCGCAGAAUCUUCGCGGUGGAUAGAGACAAACGGUGUAAUGGAAGAUGCUUCAGCCUAGAUGAAUCUAACGGGCAUUUCGUGGACAGCUGUGUGUCAGUAAAAAUUGACACUUUGAAGCGAGCGGUGCAGUGGAUGAUAUUCUGAUGGGUUGUGGAGGAAGCCGGUCCGACACAAUAAUCGAACCGAGGUAUCAUGAAAGCUGGACCCGAGAAACCGAGUCAACAUGGCUCACCAAUACAGACGCCGAGGCUGCUCUUUCUACUAUCAACAGUAAGAAGUGUCGUGAUUGUGGAAAAUAUUCUGGAUUUAAAGCUGAAAAAUACGCAGGUAAAGGGCUGGAGGGUAUUCAGAAGGAGAAGAGGAUGAUGGUGACCACAGGGACCCAGUGUGGGAAGCAGACCCUCACUAGCUCUGGACCUAACCACUGGCGGUCCUGCCACGAUAUAGGCCUCACUCAAGCAAAAAAGGAGUCCAGAAGGAGAGCAUCUAAGGAGGUGCCUGCGCCGUCUAAAGCGGUCCAGUCUGUCUGUGGCAGUGGGGAUACCGUCCCACUCAGUCAGGCCGGUGAUGAAAGGUGAAAACCGCCAGAGGAGGCUGGAGAACGAUGAUCUACUGGAGGGUUGAGCUGGAAUAGGCCUGGAGGGUUGAGCUGGAAUAGGCCUGUCUGGUUGAGCUGGAAUAGGCCUGGAGGGUUGAGCUGGAAUAGGCCUGUCUGGUUGAGCUGGAAUAGGCCUGUCUGGUUGAGCUGGAAUAGACCUGUCUGGUUGAGCUGGAAUAGGCCUGUCUGGUUGAGCUGGAAUAGGCCUGGAGGUUUACAGACAAGUCCUGAUUCCUGGUGACAAAUGUUGCUUGUGUCCCAAAUGGCACCCAAUUCCCUAUGUAGUUCCCUAUGUAGUGCCCUAUGUAGUUCCCUAUGUAGUUCCCUAUGUAGUGCCCUAUGUAGUGCCCUAUGUAGUUCUCUAUGUAGUUCCCUAUGUAGUGCCCUAUGUAGUUCCCUAUGUAGUUCCCUAUGUAGUGCCCUAUGUAUUUCUCUAUGUAGUUCCCUAUGUAGUGCCCUAUGUAGUUCUCUAUGUAGUUCCCUAUGUAGUGCCCUAUUUAGUGCCCUAUGUAGUUCCCUAUGUAGUGCCCUAUGUAGUUCCCUAUGUAGUUCCCUAUGUAGUGCCCUAUGUAGUUCCCUAUGUAGUGCCCUAUGUAGUUCCCUAUGUAGUUCCCUAUGUAGUGCCCUAUGUAGUUCCCUAUGUAGUUCCCUAUGUAGUGCCCUAUGUAGUGCCCUAUGUAGGGAAUAGAGUGCAUUUGGGAUGCACUCUUUAUCUUCACCCCAGGGGCGUCAAUGGGGUAAGGCAGACAUACCCUAGUUUAACGCCAACAAUUUCAAAUAGGCUACUAAAAUCAUUCCAAUCCCCAGUAAAAGGCAAAUGCAGUUUAGUGGGUAUUAGGGAUGCCUUUAGGACCCAUGCGGAGGCCAGGGAGCGGGAGGGAAGGCUGUUUGUAUUGCUGGCUGGCUGGCUGGCUGGCUGGCUGGCUGUUUGUAUGGCUGGCUGGCUGGCUGGCUGGCUGGCUGGCUGGCUGUUUGUAUGGCUGGCUGGCUGGCUGGCUGGCUGGCUGGCUGUUUGUAUGGCUGGCUGGCUGGCUGGCUGGCUGGCUGGCUGUUUGUAUGGCUGGCUGGCUGGCUGGCUGGCUGGCUGGCUGGCUGGCUGGCUGGCUUUAUGAAGAGCGCACACAGCUGCAGGGAACUUUUUCUCAAAACAGUGCAGAGUUAAGAUGUCUUUGGCUCGGGAACUGAUGUUUGACUUGACAUGAAACUAGACUAGAGUUUUAAUCUCUGUGCUGAGCUAGUGUGUAGCAGCUAAUUACUGAAUGAUGUGUUUGUAGAAUGUGAAGUCCCCUAUUGACUGAGGUGAAUGGAGCUACAGCAGCCAAGGUGGUGAUGGAUGGAGUCAAUUUAGCUUGUUUUUGCUGUUCUCCAAUUUGCUUUUGAGAAAUAAAGUAAAUGAGCUUCAAUUUGGUUUAGCUGAAAUGACCCCCUGCUUCACCCCCUGCUUCACCCCUGCUUCACCCCCUGCUUCACCCCCUGCUUCACCCUCCCUUACACAGAGAGAUCGAUGACACAUGUGGAGGAGGUGCAGAUGGUUCUGGAAUGGAUGAAGCUGUCUGUCAAUGGAUGAACUGCAGAUGGAUGGGUGAACUGGGUGAACUGCAGAUGGAUGGGUGAACUGCAGAUGGAUGGGUGAACUGGGUGAACUGCAGAUGGAUGGGUGAACUGCAGAUGGAUGGGUGAACUGCAGAUGGAUGGGUGAACUGGGUGAACUGUAGAUGGAUGGUGAACUGCAGAUGGAUGGGUGAACUGGGUGAACUGCAGAUGGAUGGGUGAACUGGGUGAACUGUAGAUGGAUGGUGAACUGGGUGAACUGUAGAUGGAUGGGUGAACUGUAGAUGGAUGGGUGAACUGCAGAUGGAUGGGUGAACUGUAGAUGGAUGGGUGAACUGUAGAUGGAUGGGUGAACUGCAGAUGGAUGGGUGAACUGGGUGAACUGUAGAUGGAUGGGUGAACUGUAGAUGGAUGGGUGAACUGUAGAUGGAUGGGUGAACUGGGUGAACUGUAGAUGGAUGGGUGAACUGCAGAUGGAUGGGUGAACUGUAGAUGGAUGGGUAAACUGUAGAUGGAUGGGUGAACUGUAGAUGGAUGGGUGAACUGGGUGAACUGUAGAUGGAUGGGUGAACUGUAGAUGGAUGGGUGAACUGCAGAUGGAUGGGUGAACUGUAGAUGGAUGGGUGAACUGUAGAUGGAUGGGUGAACUGGGUGAACUGUAGAUGGAUGGGUGAACUGUAGAUGGAUGGGUGAACUGUAGAUGGAUGGGUGAACUGUAGAUGGAUGGGUGAACUGGGUGAACUGUAGAUGGAUGGGUGAACUGCAAAUGAAUGGGUGAAACAGAGUGGGUGAGUGGGAAGCCAAUGAAUGAUUGAAUGAUGUGUAUAUAUAGGUAGUUAAAACACGUGUGUGGUCCUGUGAUUCUCAGUCGGUAGAGCUUGGCACCUUGCAACACCAAGGGUCGUGGGUAUGAUUCCCCAUGACAAUCAUAUAGAAAAUGUUUACACGCCAGCUGCAUUUAGUAACGCUAGUAUUUACACACUAGUGUUGCUGGGAAUUGGCUUGCAAAAAAACUGAAUAGUCCGCCGGAAGCCAGAAGUUCAAUUAAAUUAAAUUUCAACUUACUCUGUCGAUUGUCUGUAUGUUCUGUCCUAAUGCAGGGAAAAACACAUCUAAGAAAACACAUCUAAUAGCAUAUAAAUUACUUUCCAAACCUGGUUCUGUUGUGGACCCACUUCCUCUCCGCUUACCUCAUGUCAAAGAAGCAAGAACUUGUGGGCGACUCUUAUUUUAUUUUUAAGCGGAGAGAAAGUGACCUCUGAGGAACUGCACGUGUCCACAACAGACCCACGUUUGAAAAGUCUGUUUAGUUAGAGUACGUUCCAUGAGAUGUUUCUCUCUCCUUCUCCCCUGCAUAAGGACCACGCCUACAGACAAUCCACAGAGUAAGUUGAAAUUGAAUUUUGUUACUGACAAACGGCUUCCGGCGGAUUAUUCUGAAACCCAGCAACACUAGCGUGUAAAUACUAGCGUUACUAAAAGCAGCUAGAUACACACGCAUGACUCACUUUGGAUAAAAGCGUCUGCUAAGCGGCAUGUUAUAGUUCGACCAGAAGUGCUGUCGCCCGACGACUACAGGGGGCUUUACAACUAAAUAUAAAUAUCCCGCAUGUGCCUAUACAAUAAUAUUGUCUUAUUCUUCUGGGCUCGUAUUCAUAAAGUGUGUCAGAGUAGAAGGGCUGUUCUCGGAUCAGGUCUCCCCUUUCAAUAUAGUCGUACUUAUUAUAAUCUAAAAACUUAUCCUAGAUCACCAAUACUACUUUGAGACACCCUGGUUCGUUGUUGAGUUUAGUUCUUGUGAAUAUGAUAAAUUGUUCUGUAAUGGGGUUUUAGAGUGGUUUUAAUCAAGCCGCUCUGUAAUGGGGUUUUAAUCAAGCUGCUCUGUAAUGGGGUUUUAGAGUGGUUUUAAUCAAGCUGCUCUGUAAUGGGGUUUUAGAGUGGUUUUAAUCAAGCUGCUCUGUAAUGGGGUUUUAGAGUAGUUUUAAUCAAGCUGCUCUGUAAUGGGGUUUUAGAGUGGUUUUAAUCAAGCUGCUCUGUAAUGGGGUUUUAAUCAAGCUGCUCUGUAAUGGGGUUUUAAUCAAGCCGCUCUGUAAUGGGGUUUUAAUCAAGCUGCUCUGUAAUGGGGUUUUAGAGUGGUUUUAAUCAAGUUGCUCUGUAAUGGGAUUUUAAUCAAGUUGCUCUGUAAUGGGAUUUUAAUCAAGCUGCUCUGUAAUGGGUUUUUAGAGUGGUUUUAAUCAAGCUGCUCUGUAAUGGGGUUUUAAUCAAGCUGUUCUGUAAUGGGGUUUUAGAGUGGUUUUAAUCAGUGGACAAAGUCCUCUACCAUUCUACUAUCUCAGGACAAGCUCCUGAAGUAAAUGUAUGACAUGUUUUUAUACAUUUAAUUAGAAGUUUUUGCCACCUGUGUUUUACAGUAUGUGUGUUCUGCAUGUGUCUGAACCAUCUGAGCCUCAUAAAGUGGUUUCAUCUGACCAAGCAAUCUUUGUUGACUGAUUGGUUUUUUGGGCCUCUUUUCCUACAAAAACAAAGGGGCUCAUCCAAUCCUAGGCUUAUCUUUCCUCCCUUCCUUGAAGUAAUAAUCACUAAUUAGAAUUUCUAAAGGGCUGUAGAGGUGAAAGGUCAUCUGGUGGGUCCCUUGCGUACACCUUUGGUAGGGAUUUAGGGAAAAAAAACAUCAACAUACAAAACAAAAAAUAAUCAUCAAUCAAGUUUAGUCGCAGCCCUCCGCAGAUCCAGAGACCUGAGAGGACUUCACUGUUCCAUCAAUGGACAGCGAUGUCUCCAUGGCAGCCAGAGCACUUCACUGGUCCAGCAAUGGACAGAGAUGUCUCCAUGGCAGCCAAGGCACUUUCACUGCUUCAGCAUAAGAGACAUGUUGAACAGCUCUAAUCCUACAAUCUCUGCUGCUUUAACCCUUACUGGCCAUUCAGGGAACUCAGGUACAAACGCAUUCCCAUCAUCACAGUGGAGACAUUUAACGUCUUCUUCUUUCUCAAAAGAAUCACUCAUGUCCAUCUCUCUGCAAACAUUCAUCACAUGUCCAAACGCUUUGCAAUUGGACCACUGCAGCACCAUGGGGACCAAUGCCCUCACAGGGAACCUCAUAUAUCCUAUCUAUGUGUUAGGGGGCCCUUGCAUACACCUGUCCAAUCAGUGAUUACUUAACGGAAGGGAGAAAUUGUAUUUGUUCAACUACGCAAGUCAGUUAAGAACAAAUUCUUAUUUUACAAUGACAGCCUACACCGGCCAAACCCGGACGACGCUGGGCCAAUUGUGCGCCGCCCUAUGGGACGCCUAAUCUCAACUGGAUGUGAUACAGCCUGGAUUCGAACCAGGUACUGUAGUGACGCCUCUUGCACUGAGAUGCAGUGCCUUAGACGGCUGCGACUCUCGGGACUCCAAGGAAGACAGAGUGCACUUUGAAAGAAUUGAAAUGGGGCCUGUGAUGUCAACACGACAGGAGUGCUUGAUGUGAAUGGACCAUGAUGGUUGGAUAACAGUACCGUCACCUGUCCAGUAGAUGGUGGAGAGACCCUUUAUGCUUGAGAGGGUUUAGUGAUUGACCAUCUUUCUAUGGUAGCUUAUAUGGCCACAACUAAAUAAACCUUUCUAUUAGUAUGAUUGUUCCUUAAAGACGGAGGAAAAGGCAAUCCUUUAGGUCAUAAAUACUUUAAUUAAACGUCUGACUUCUAGUGGAACUCAGGGAGCAUCCUAAAUGGCAUCACAUUCCCUAUAUAGUGCACUAGGGCCCACAGGACUCUGAUAAAAAGUAGUGUACUACAUAGGAAACAAUAGGGUGUCACAGUAAUGGGUAAUGGCUUGUCCAUGAUGAAGGGUUGGUUGUACCAGUUGAUGCAGUGACAGAUACAGGCUGGUAAACAUGUCUCCUCUUUUGAAUAAAGUGUCUAAACACAUUGAA